This is a messenger RNA of Fonsecaea pedrosoi CBS 271.37, 1962 nucleotides long. RefSeq lists its product as uncharacterized. Lineage: Eukaryota; Fungi; Ascomycota; Eurotiomycetes; Chaetothyriales; Herpotrichiellaceae. The transcript is spliced from 4 exons. The record is from RefSeq and is a predicted model, not a curated record. Gene Ontology annotation, molecular function: 3-(3-hydroxyphenyl)propionate hydroxylase activity; FAD binding. Gene Ontology annotation, biological process: 3-(3-hydroxy)phenylpropionate catabolic process. The coding region runs from base 1 to 1962 and encodes 653 amino acids.
AUGGCAACACAGCAACAAGAUGAGGGUCCCGAGACCACGGAUGUGAUAAUAUGUGGAUGCGGCCCUACUGGGGCAUUGCUAAGUGCGCUCCUAGGUCGAAUGUCCGUCAAGAAUGUAGUAUUGGAGAAAGAGAAGGACAUCGUGACCGAUCCUCGUGGAAUUGCUCUGGAUGAGGAUGGAAUUCGACUACUCCAGGAGAUAGGUUUGUACGAGCAGAUAUACGGCGAGAUUGGACAACACAUUGGAUGGACAUUAUUCACCUCUGGAAAGCAUGGGCUCAUGACCAAGCCAUUCAUGAAAAUGAAUUUAAACUCCACUGAAGGAGGUACUGGCCAUGUUGCUGCUAUCGCCCACAAGCAGCCUGUGAUGGAAAAGCAUCUCCGCAUGGCCGCGAACAGCUGCCCUAGCUCACAGCUGCGGCUUGGGUCGACUAUUGUGGGUAUAGAAGAGAAUGAGGACUCUGUCCAAGCACAAUAUAUCGACAACAAUGGCACAGAGCACACCAUUCGGGGGAAGUUCUUCGUGGGAGCAGAUGGUAAGACCGGGUUUACACGUAAACGCUAUCUGGAACCAAAAGGUGUCCUCCUCCAAACACUUUCCGGCUACGAGUAUCAGGAGACGUGGGUUGCGAUGAACUGGCACAUGGAUCUCCCCACGCCAGAGACACACCCAGGAUUUCCCCUUUGGAAACUGAAUUACUCCCCUGAACAAGUCUACGAUAAAUUCUUUCCACCAAACUUUCGAUUUAUUGGCAAUCCUGAGAGGCCCUCUGUCUGCGGAAGCUUCGGCCCCCGGAGCGAUAGACUCUGGCGGUUUGAAUUCGUGGUGGACCAAGGGGAGGAUCCGCAGGAGAUGGCUACUUGGGAGAAGACGUCUGAGAUUGUCUUACCAUACUUGACACACCCAGGCGCUGAUUAUGGUUUGAAAGAUGCUGUGCAAUACCCCCUGGAUUGUAUCCACGUUCUGCGGUCGAGACCUUUCACCUUUGCUGCUAGAAGCUGCAACAAAUGGACUGUCGGAAGACUGAUACUGUGCGGUGAUGCUGCCCAUGUUAUGCCUCCAUUUGGCGGCCAAGGAAUUGUCUCAGGAUUUAGAGACGCUUCAGGGAUUGCAUGGAGGCUCGCACUAGCUUGUCGACCCGACUUCGAUGGAAGCUUUGAAACGCUUUUCAAUGGAUGGUUUCUGGAACGAAAGCAGCAGCUUGACCACUCACUUGCUGCUACAGUGGCCAACGGAAAUCUCACCACCGCCCGGGAUCCCACGAAGAUCUUUCUCCGGGACUGGAUCCUGUGGCUGAUGCAGCUUGUCCCCAGCUCCAGACAUAAGCUCGAAUUGGGUCCUCGUGCAUACGGCAUGAACCGAUACGCAUUCAACGCCGGGAUGGCGUUUCUUCCCGAUCUAGCGGGUGGACGCUGUUUCCCACAAGUCUACUGUUGUCCAGCGUUCCCUUUGACCAGAAAUUUGGUAGCAAAUGUCCGCUUUACAGACGACGUUUUCUUCCAUGAUCCAAGAAGCAACGCGCUCCUGCGGCUUAUUGUCGUGAUUGAUAAUAUGGAGCAAGCAGAGGAAGCGUGGUUGGAACUCAAAACCCUGGACCUUGAAAAAACCUCCAACAAUGAAGUUCUCAAGGAUUCCGCUUUCUUCCUCGUCCAUUCUCCAUUGCUCGAGAAUCGCACAGCAAGCACCUCGUCGGAUGUCCCCCAUCAGAGCGUUUAUCGCAUAGCAACUGGGGACGAGUUCGCCGUGUCAGACCUUUGUAGGAACCGGCCUUACCCGACAGGAUACGACAUGUAUCGCAUCAAAAAGGACAUGGGAGGGAGAAAGUACGUUUUGGUCCGUCCCGACCGAUUUGUCUACGCCGCCUGUCACACUGGUGUAGAGCUCAUUGCUGCUUGCGAACGCAUCCCACAGACAUUGUGCGGAUCUUCUAGUACGACAAGACCGCGCGAUUCGAAGCUCUAG